AUGCUCAGUAAACGGCUUGAACGACUGGAGGAGAAUCUUGCCGCAGCCGCUGAAAGCAAAAGGCAUGUCUUCCUACUACCACGUCCUAUGUCUACAGAGCUAGGGAAUACCUUGAAAAAAAGUGUGCCGCCCAGGAGCAGCUGAUGCACGAACUAGAACAGAAGGCCCAGGAAGUCAGAACAGCCACAGUUUCUGCUCAAGAAAAGUUUACCGAGGUUUUUCUUGUUCAUUUCUUUACCGAAGUUAUGACCUGUAGGCAUUCCACCGCUUGAAGGAGAUUGACGAGCAAGUAGAUCGACUUGAGCACACAAACGAGCGAAAGGAAAGGUACUGUUGUCUUCAUGACGUUUACGUUUCUAAGAUCGAUAAGAGAGCUCGAAGGUUUGUGUAUCAUGUAUGCCAACAAGUCAAAAUCCCUUGAGGCAUCUGAAGUCGCUGUAAGUGUGCCGUGGUAUUUUCAUCUUCUUGUAAUUCACAUCAUGAUUUUGUCUCGGCUUCCGCUUGUAUGGUGUUUUUGUUCUCCCUAAGUGUCCAUUUUUACUCGAGUGCCGUAGGUUUUCGUCCUAAGACAAGCAAUCCGUAAUAGAAGACGCUCAGUUGACCUAAAUGUUUGGCACAGGACGGGUAUCUUGCAUCCCAUCCGACGUUCUAAUCCACAUUUCGAUAUCUUCAAGUAGGUAAUCCGACUCUUAGCCCUGAGCGUUUUACGCUCUUCUCACUUAAACCACAUCUGAAACGUCACUGUCUAUUGUUAUCCAUCGUCACAUUACCACUUUUUCAACGUGUACGUUUAAAAAGUUCUUCAUCUUAUUCUUGAAACUUCAGGUCAGAGAAACUGUCACUGCUAUGGAGAAGGAAAUCAGGGAGUUGGGUGAAAAGCUAAGUGAGGUACGCCGCAUAUUUCGCAGUUAUUUGUAACUAUGGUAACCAAAUUGUCAGUGGUUUAUUACUAGAGUAGUUGCCAAUUUUUCUCCUUAACAUCUCUAUUAGUUUUAGCCCAGCCUUCGUGCUUCUUAUGGAUAGCCCCAGAACGACGGCUUCUGAUUAUUUAAUCUAGGAUGGUGUUUUUCUCACCAGGUGGCUACUGUCAGCGCUGAACAUGAAGAGUAUAUGAUAUGGUAGGGGGCGCUCACCGAUCGUUCAUACGGAACUCACUCGUUCCGUUGUGCCUUAAGGGCUCUCUCUCGAGCCCAACCAGCAGCCGCACAGCGGCGCAUGAUAUAUAGGCAGAAUAGUAUUACCGCCAAAGACAAGGGAGACUGGAAUGGCCAUUUCUGGCUUAUUAGCCGUCGUCAGCCAGCCAUACCCAAGCCCGAAGUGUGGAACACCCGAGCCUCGAACUCGCGACCUGUUGGUUUAGAAGUCCACGCCUCUACCCACCGGGCCACGAGCCCGUUGCCAGAAAUGGCCAUUCCAGUCUCCCUUGUCUUUGUCGGUAAUACUAUUCUGCCAGUAUAUGAUAUUUGUAUUUGUUACGGAUGCAAUUAUGCCUGGCCCAUCCGGUCUCAACGACAUCGCGCAUUGCGACUAAAGGUUUGCAUCUUGUGGCAGUGGAUCAGGGGACCUCAAAUCACUGUUAUAAUCGGGAUCGAAGGCCAAAUAUGACAGACUAAAGAACCGCCUUAUCUCGACAGACUGCACGAUCGAGCUUCCGAGCUUUUCCAUUUGGAAGACGCCAGAUUUGGGGCAGAUGCACUUAAUGGUCCUGAUGCCUAAGGACGUGUUAAUGUAUGCUACCCGUCGCUGUCGGAUGGCGCGCAGUAUCCUCGCAACAUUGUCACAACAAGUGCAUACUGUCUUAGUGCGACCGGGAUAUUUGUACGUCCCUCAAAGGGUGAUUCUCAUCCAGCGGUGAAUGGAAACCUCAAUUUUACGUCCAACCUUCAAGCGUACGUCUUAGCACUCAGUCUCAGUCGGCUGAUCAGACGGCUUCCCGGCACAGGCUGAUACCGCUGACGAUUAAAUUUCUGUGGCGGUCCCAUAGCCACCUUAGAGUACUCGCAGAACACCGCAACAGCAUCUAAGUGCGCAGUAAUGCCUUCCCUAGUCAGUUUGAUUUGUAAUGCCACGGCUCCGAAACUGCCUAUUUCCUGUCAAUAACGGUCCAGAAUCUCGAGGGGUGCCUUUUCCCGGUUACAACUUCAACUCAGUGACGCUUUUUUUUCGCUGCGUUCAUGGUAUCGACUAGCAUAGAGACUUAUCUCGUCCGGACGCCUGACCUUGUAAGUUUUAAUAGUUCGACAUUAGCAUACCGACAUCGUCAGCGUAGGAAGAUAUCGCUUUCGAGAACUAAACAGGCUAAAGGGUGCAUCCGUUUCGGACGCCUAAUGUAACUGUCAGAAGAGAUACCCGUAUAUAAGAACUCAAGCGGUGACCGAACAAUAUUAUAUCGUGACUAUCACAACAAAGUUUUGGUGUGCCUUUUAAUCUUUCCACUAAUAACGACAGGCUCUUCGCCGAAACCAACGAAACAGACAGCCAUUAACUGCUACAAGCGAUAACUGGGCUCGAGAACAUGCCGCGGUACGAAUAUCUGACUGGCGGACCCGCACGCGAUCCAGGACCCAGUGUGGUUCGGUCGCAUUUCUACACCACACACACUUUGGAGCCGUUUAAUAAAGUCCAUUACAUCGCUGCCAAGUGGACUUGUGCGACGGCGGUUCUUGUACUUCGCUGUAACUGUAUACACCGACGAUGGUGGCGAAUUUGGCUCCCCGAAGAGACAACGUACUUACUUAUGCAGGGUAAGAAAUCAGUCUUUGAUGCCCUCCGACAAACAGGACAGUCGUUCCGGAUGGCGUCGCCGGGCGGCUGCUCCAGAGGAAGGUAAAGUCGGCACCCACAUCCCGCAAUUGACCUUGUUCAGAGAAGCGGGUCUUGCUGAGGGCAGCGAUGUCCACCUUCCAGCGUGCCAGUUUUCGAGCGACGAACGCCCUUCUCCGUUUUCACAGGUCGUUCCCAGAAUUGUCUGAAGGAGGACGAAAAUUCUAUGCUCUCAGCGUUAGCGGAGUCACCCUAUCAAACUGCAGGGGGAACACAGGAGAGGGGCACAAGGGCUAUUUUUGCUCUUUGUUAUUUCUCUACCCCGAGUUUUGGCAUAUACGAGUCACGAUAUACCUGCAGCUGGUGGGAAUUCCCAGCAUUUGUUUUGGAGACCUUUUCUAGCCCCUUCCCCACCAGGGGGGGGGGGCAAGCAGUGCCGUCCCCCCCCCCACCCAGACGGUAGCCGAACCCCACAAUGGGUCACAGCUGUGCUUAAUGAAGAGUGACCCGAGUUAGCCUGGGCCGCCUACUGAAAGGCAUGUUGCCCUCACCGUAAGAAUUUUCGAGGUGAAGGAGAGGGAAGAGGGUAGGAAGAGAACGGGAUGAUAGGAAUGGGAAUGUGAGCAGAAUUACCGGAAUGUUUGGACACAACACGGGGUUGUAGACGGAGCCUCAUCUCGCAGAUGCCGAGGCAGGGAUACAUCCGGCCAGCGGUGGUGGGAGGGGAGCCGGGUUACCGUGUGUGGAGAUGCACAUACGGACACUCACCUGUUUUAGCUCGCCGGUCGAGGCGGUUACCGGAGUGUGACCGCUAGGCAGAGCCUAUAUUUGGGGAGCUACAAGUGAGAGUUGGGUGCCGGUUAAGUGUCGUGAGGAACAGUCACCAUCUGCGUGGUGCAACCUACUACUCAUGCACGGGUGCCCCCUAACCGGACAUCCCUACAUCCCAUUUAGAAUGAUAGUCGUUUGUCUCCAAACGGUCCCACUGGUGGAUACGACCGCUGUUGCAUCCCCUACUGUGAACUUGCAGCCGCUUCUAACGACUAGUUUUUUCUUCCCUGACUACAAAGAGCAAUUUGCGCAGCUUCAUUUUCGGCUGUCAACACCAAGGCAGGCUGUCGACAAGUCAGUUUGUUUGCCUGAGAUUCCUGCAUUAGGUGUUAUUUUAAUGACGCAUACGUCGAAUUGAACUACUGAUUUUGGCGUGUGCCAGUAGUUACUGUAGAAGCUUCUAACGGUAGCAAAGACAGUCUGGCGCUGUACUAGAGCACAUCAAUCAACAGGAAUAUACACCGCAGCGUUUGCCUUACUACUAACCUUUGUCUGCGCACGACAAUCUGUUUACAGUAAACGCCUUUUACGAUUAUUUUCUUUUCCUCUUUUCAUCUAUAGAAAACAUGUUUGUCACGUAAUUUCGCCUACACGAGCAAAUACGGAAUGCCAAAACUACUUAAAAUCUAAAUUUUUGACAAAUCUAGUUGCAGAAUGACUGUUAACUAGCAAGACGUCAGUGCAAAACACAUUUUCUGAAAUGGUGCGUAAAUUGUCGCAAUUCACGCGUCAACUUCAUUCAAGAUGUGGCUGCUGAAUACUCGAGGUCGGCGAUCGCUGUUCUCGGGACUUAUAACCUACCUUGACCGAGCAUUUUAAAAGAAGCACAUCCAUGUGAAUAGAUCAUCUGCUAGCAGCCCACUUUUCUCUAUUCUAAUCAGCUCUACGUACACGUGCAAACCAUUUCCGAUUGUUACCGUUGAAGCUACAAAAUUAGAUCUUCUAUCCCAUUGUUUCAUCCUCAUUCUACGAACUGGCAGCGUAAUAACGGAUCUAUUUUUGAUGCAGAUUGUCUGCGUCACCCGGUAGCGUUUGGUAAUUUUUAUUGCUAACUUCCUGGCUUCUUCUAGAGCGGCCAUAGAGGUCUUCCUAAACUGAUAAUGUUUUCUAUGUUGCAUUUUUACCUACUCGCUAAUGUGCCCGACUCACUCCAAAAGAAACGAGUUUGUGCUUUUAGACAGUUACCACUACUUUUGCAUCUCCUGUAGGCCACCCGUCGUGCACGUGAGGCCGAAGCAGAAGCACAUGCGCACCAGCUAGAAUUAGCUAAUUUGGAAGGUAAGGACACCCUCCUUUGUCUACAUUUACCUUGAAUUUUUGUCCACACACACAUCACGUUUAGUUUUCCUGUUUUCUAUGGACUGAGCCAUUUUCUGUGGUAGAUCAUCGUUUUACUUUCAAUGAAAUCUUCGUUUUUUGAAUCCCGUGUAGACGACUGUGUACCUAGAGUAAGAAGAAUUACCAGUCCCGCUCACCUUGGAUGUCCAUAGAGUACUUCUAGAUGGUGAGGCACCUGACGUAGAAGCUUAAAGCCCCCUUUAGCACCGUCAGAUGCUGGCAUGACUAACAGAAGCAGUUAUUGAAGAAGUUCGUUGGGACCGAUUUAGCGUUGGAAUACGUAGCCUUUGGGGUCUGGCGGUUGGAUGUGCCUUACAUGCCGGAAAAGGCAAAAUACAAGGUUGAACUAUGGGGCCGUCUAAGUUGCUGAGCAGAAAUCUCCUCCAAACAACCCAAUUUCAUUUCAGUAAUUCGGAUGGCUUAUUAUAUCGCCUAGAAACGCUAUUACACCUAGCGGAGACAUUAGUGUUCCUCUCUUGUAUGAUCAUGGAUAUUUAUGGUGAUGAAGCCAGUCCCCAAAGUUAACUGCCGGCCACCCGACGCGUUCUUGGACGCCUGGUGGCAGAAUGGUCUUCAGCUGGAUCCAGCCGCGUAUAAUACUAGCUGUUAUGUCCGGAUGACCGGUUAUUGAUUAACAACUGCAGUGCUAUCUGACACAUGUCGCUGUCGCCUUAUAACCACUUGCUACUCCUACGUGGACUAUUUUGCGAACGCUACCUUGCCUAUAGCUACCAAGGUGCUAAACAAUCAGAGACGAUAACCUCAAACAAAUGAGACGACUACAAUCCUGUGUAGUCUAUUAGGCUUCACUGAUGUCUUGCAACUUGCUCUUAAAACCACUGUCGCCUGUGACAGCGGAUUCAACCAGCUAGAAUUACCUUGUUCGACAGCGAAAAGUGAAUACGCAGGGUCGAAGAACCAUUGGGAUAUCUUGGUAGGUCUCGUUUAUCAGGCUUUGUGCUAACUGUUUAGUCUUAGCCCCUAGUGGGGGAUCUGUGGUUGACUAAUUGCGGUAGCACUUGCAUGAACGGAGAGAAAUGUGUCAGAAACAGUUAACCGGUUUUCCUAGAAUGGUCGCAGACACGCCUGCGAAGUUUUCGUGCCGAUUUGGACUCUCACCUGAAAAGAAAUCUUUACAGUUCACGCCAUUCUCCUCCUUUCAGGGAGCUUAUCAAAAGAGUCUAGUGCUAUCACUACACUAGUCCCAUCAACAUUUUUACGAGGACCAACAGACUACAGCGUUUUAUCCAGGUAGAAGACAUCACUAAGCUGAGUUAUGAGCUGGACGUCCAUUCACCGACCGAAUAUCGGCACUGCAACAAAUCCUAGAAUUGCGCCACUUCUCGGCAGCUGAGGCCUGUCCGCUUCUUUACUUUAACCACAGUUUUCGUUUGCGUUCAUGAGACCUCUGUGGAUUGUUGUGGUCGAAACCCACCUGUGUCACUGUUUUGCCUAAAACCCUUUGGUUACCGUUUCUCCUGUCGCCCAUCCUGUUUAACUAUGGCGUUAACUGGAUUCUCAAAAAUCCUCAUGCUUCUGGCGGUAUCUGACUUGUGCCUGGGCACCGGCUGCCUGACUUCGACUACCAAGUAUCGUUCUACUAGCUUAAAUCUGCGAAAAUCUGCAGAAAGUCGUGUCUCGAAUGAACAAGGUCGCAACAUCAGUUGGUUUAUCCUUGAACGCUGCAAGAACUGAGGUAUUAUCGAUAUACAACUCCGACCGGAAUAAGACAUCCUUCGUGAUCAGUGGCUAGCAACUUGUCUUACCUGGCGACAUUCAUUCUCAAAUGUGGCGUCUUACCUGAAGAGACUUGACAGACUAGCCGGUAUAUUUGUCAGUGGUGACUGGUCGCUCUAGUUUCUUGUCCGAAGGGUAUUUUCGGCCGUUGGAGAAAGUCAGUUCACUUCUCGACCAAAAUCUGUAAUAUUAUGGUUAGUUAAGAGCUGCGAAUUUUCUUCCAAGGCGACGUUUCAAGACCCGAGCCAAACUACUUUCUUUAUCUUCCCCCGUAUGUCAUUCUUUUCGGUCGGAUGGGGUUAUGUAGCCACACCUGAGGUAAGCAACCCCCAGCUGCCUGUAAUACGGGACCAGUGGUAAUAGGGGUUUUUACAGGUGGGGCCGGGAAAACACAAGGGCGACGAGGUCAUGUAAUUGUAUUCAAAAAAGCUAUUGGGAAUGUGCGGUUGUACUUUGAGUGAUUGAGAAAUAUUUGCCCUAAUUCCUAACCGUAUUUUGCCUAUCAGGUGCGGCUACAUAACCACAUGCUCUAUUCUCCUGUUAGGUGGCUGUCUUUAGUCGGGGGAACGCAAUGCCGCCCCCACGUAUUCGUAUAGACAAUAACAGUGGCCAUAUAGCAUUGGUUUUCAGAAGUCCUUGCGUCCAACAAGAAGAAUGGGUUUCCUAGGGUGUAGUUACAUACUAAUUUAUGGUUUAUAUUAUCAUUAAGAUGGUGUAACAACUAGUAGAUAUAGUGGGUAUGGAAUAUCAAGGUCGGCGAAUGACCAUCCAGAUUGGCGGCGGCCCUACUCUUCACAAGCAUCUGGAAAGCCGUGACACGUCCUGCAAUCACGCUAGAUCGACGUACAGUGAGUGAUGGAUCUCACGAAAUGUUGACCGAAAUUCUGAAAUGCGUUUUUGAUUAGGGAGGAUUACUUAGGUACGGUUGCAAUAUGGAUUAUCGUGCGGCAUAAUCCUACAAGGUUUCUGACUCACCAGGAUGUCGCCUUUUAAAUGCACUCCUUUUUGACCUCCUGUAGAAACCGCAGUCGGUGAUUAGCAUGCAUUCUUCACAUUUAUCUUUAAUGGUCCUAUAAAUUUAAAUUUAUUUUAUAGAAAAAAUCAUAAAAAUGUGUUUUUUUUACUCAUUUGGUGGAGAAUUACCUUAUUUUUACAUUUAAUACCUGAAAAAGUGUCUAUUUAGGUUUGGAAAAAGUUUCUCAAUGCCCGAAUAAUUUUGAGGUUGUUCAGCCGUUGCACUAGCUCUCGGCGAUUUAAGUUUACAAGGUGCUUGCUUUCGGCGUAAGGAAAAUUAUUUAUUCUCCUGUGUCCUUAAAAAUAUGCCAUGAAGAGUUUAUAAAAUAUUGCAAUGGAUGCGGAUUAUGUUCCACAUUUCAUGAAAAGCAUUGGCAAACGGACAUGUGCGAUGCUGUAUGAAUGGACAUUGCGCGGUCUUAAAAAUCUCAUGAUUAAAAACUUUCUUAAAAGCUAGAUACACCCUUUCUUUCUCUACCAAACGAGCAAAAGAUGGGAUAUUUUUAUACAUUUUUUCUAUAAAAUGUAUUUGAAUUUAUAAGACCAUUAAAAAUUAAUGUGAAGAAUGCAUGCUACUCACCGACUGCGGUUUCUACAGGAAGUCAAAAAGGAGUGCAUUGAAAAGCCGACAUCCUGGCGAGUCAGAAACAUUGUAGAAUUAUGCCGCCCGAUAAUCCAUAUUGUAACCGUACCUAAGUAAUCCUCCCUAAUCAAAAACGCAUUUCAGAAUUUUGGUCAACAUUUUAGGAGAUCGGUCACCCACUGUAAUCCGCUCCCACAUGACUUUGAGUGUUCCCAUUUGCCGCCAACAGAAUGUGAGUAUAUUCCUUCAUGUUAGUGCCUUGAGUCGAUGACCGAAUGGCCGCGGCGUCAAAUCGCGGGUCUGAUGGGUGUGAGGUUGGAUAUGACCAUGACAUCUGAGCCGGAAAUGAAUGCCUCAGUCUUCGUCGGAAGAUAUUGCGACGAAGCAUAUUAUUUUCUUUUUGAAAGCACGUCUCCGAACUUUGGCCGACAGCACUCCCAUAUCUGGCCAUCUGUUAUCAAGCACUAUUGUGACGGUAAUGACUGCACCAGUUUGCAUAGUUGUAUAUAACAUGUCAAGUUCACUUAUCAGUCGUUUUGAUCCAGAUGAACUGGUCGAGUGGAAGGAGAAGAACACAACCCUACGCUCCGAAGUUGGGCGGAUGAGUGGUGAUGCCCAAGAAAUCUAG
Spirometra erinaceieuropaei is the source of this 8894-nucleotide messenger RNA. Lineage: Eukaryota; Metazoa; Platyhelminthes; Cestoda; Diphyllobothriidea; Diphyllobothriidae. The record is from the annotation of a GenBank genome assembly.